Betta splendens (Siamese fighting fish) is the source of this 4772-nucleotide messenger RNA. RefSeq names its product synaptic vesicle glycoprotein 2Ca (gene sv2ca). The coding region runs from base 295 to 2493 and encodes 732 amino acids. Gene Ontology annotation, biological process: chemical synaptic transmission; transmembrane transport. The transcript is spliced from 13 exons. NCBI's taxonomy places the organism in Eukaryota, Metazoa, Chordata, Actinopteri, Anabantiformes, Osphronemidae. Gene Ontology annotation, molecular function: transmembrane transporter activity. The record is from RefSeq and is a predicted model, not a curated record. Gene Ontology annotation, cellular component: membrane.
UCCCGAAGUGCUGCAGCGAGAGAGCACUGCAUCGAAAAAAAGCAUUGUCGUGAGGCGGCACUUGUCUCUGAUCAUACUUUGAAAUAAAAAGCGCAGAAGAUUUGUUUUCCCUCCUUAAACCAGCGCACAGUCUGAUGAAAUGGCAAACUAUGGGAUCAGCCCCCUCUGCUCACUGUAAAUGACGCUUUGCCAAUGAUCGUGGGUUAAUUCCUGUGGUGACGGAGGAUUCAAGAGUUUUCCCCACUGAGACCCCCUGAUCAGCAUUCUUCCGCUCCUCCCUCAGCUGGAAUCAGAAUGGAGGACACUUACAAUAACAGGACUUCCCUGGUGAAAGGGGCCAAGGACAUGGUGAAGGGCGCCAAGCGGCAGGCGGCAAAGAAAGUCAACAAGGUGGUGGACCGCGCCACAGACGAGUACUCAAGCCACCGCAACUACAGCCGCUUCCAAGACGAGGAGGAGGACGAAGACGAGGACUUCUACCGCCACCCGCCGGGGCGGGACGCGGGGGACAACGAGGACGGCUCCAGCGACGCCACGGAGGGCCACGACGACGAGGACGAGAUCUACGAGGGCGAGUACCAGGGCGUCCCCUCGGCGGGAGGCCCGAAGCGCGCGGGGGCGCAGGCGGCGCCGGGGCGGGCGGGCUCGGACGCCGCCCGGGACCGCAAGGAGCUGGAGGAGGAGAGGCAGGCGGACGAGGAGGAGCUGGCGCAGCAGUACGAGCUGAUCAUCCAGGAGUGCGGCCACGGGAGGUUCCAGUGGCAGCUGUUCCUGGUGCUGGGCCUGGCCCUCAUGUCGGACGGCGUGGAGGUGUUCGUGGUGGGCUUCGUGCUGCCCAGCGCCGAGACCGACAUGUGCGUGCCCAACUCCAGCUCGGGGUGGCUCGGAAGUGUGGUGUACUUGGGGAUGAUGGUCGGUGCGUUUUUCUGGGGAGGGAUGUCGGACAAGGUGGGCCGCAGACAGUGCCUCCUCAUUUGCAUGUCCACCAACGGCUUCUUCGCCUUCCUGUCGUCUUUCGUCCAGGGAUACGGCCUCUUCCUGCUCUGCCGUCUCAUCGCGGGCUUCGGGAUCGGCGGCGCCGUGCCCAUCGUGUUCUCCUACUUUGCCGAGGUCCUGUCCCGGGAGAAAAGAGGCGAGCACCUCAGCUGGAUGUGCAUGUUCUGGAUGAUCGGAGAGAUCUAUGCGUCCGCCAUGGCCUGGGCCAUCAUACCGCACUAUGGGUGGAGCUUCAGCAUGGGCUCCGCGUACCAGUUUCACAGUUGGAGGGUGUUUGUGGUGGUGUGUGCGCUGCCCUGCGUGUGCGCUGUGGUGGCGCUUACCUUCAUGCCUGAAAGUCCCCGAUUCUACCUGGAGGUGGGGAAGCACGACGAGGCCUGGAUGAUCCUCAAGCAGAUCCACGACACCAACAUGCGAGCGCGUGGGCAGCCGGAGAAAGUCUUCACUGUGAACAGGAUCAAGACCCCCAAACAGCUGGAUGAGCUGGUUGAAAUGGAUUCAGGGUCAAGCAACCCAGUUUCCAAGGUUUUCUUUAGGAUGAAGGCAGAAAUACACGGGAUUUACCUGAAUCUCAUGAAGUGCUUCAACUACCCUUUGCGGGAAAACAUGAUGCGUCUGGCCAUAGUCUGGUUCACGCUGUCGUUCGGGUAUUAUGGUCUGUCAGUCUGGUUCCCUGAUGUCAUCAAACAUCUCCAGGCAGACGAAUAUGCCUCCAAGGUCCAGAUGCACAGCGAUGAGCGCAUUGAAGACUUCACCUUCAAUUUCACCCUGGAGAACCAGAUCCACAAAAAUGGUCUUUUUCUUAAUGAUCGGUUCGUGAACAUGAAGCUGAAGUCCGUCACCUUCGUCGACUCCACCUUUCGUAACUGCUACUUCGAUGACGUCACAUCGGUGGGCUCCUUCUUCCGUAACUGCACUUUCAUCGAGACAUUCUUCUUCCACACAGACAUCGAUGAAUCCAAGCUGAUCGAUGGGACAGAGGUGAUCAAUAGCACUUUCACCCACAACAAGACUGGGUGCCAGAUGACGUUUGAUGACGACUACAGCGCCUACUGGGUCUACUUCAUCAACUUCCUGGGAACCCUGGCUGUCCUGCCUGGCAACAUAGUGUCUGCUCUCCUCAUGGACAAAAUCGGCCGCCUGUCCAUGCUCGGCGGGUCCAUGAUCCUUUCCGGCAUCAGCUGUUUCUUCCUGUGGUUUGGCACCAGCGAGUCCAUGAUGAUUUUCAUGCUGUGCCUUUACAACGGCUUGAGCAUCUCGGCCUGGAAUUCCUUGGAUGUGGUCACUACGGAAUCCUUCCCCACUGUCAGGAGAGGGACCGGCUUUGGGUUCUGUAACGCUCUGUGUAAGCUGGCUGCAGUCCUGGGGAACCUGAUCUUUGGCUCCCUGGUAGGCAUCACCAAGGCCAUCCCCAUCCUCAUGGCGUCGUCGGUGCUUGUCGGGGGAGGGUUGGUUGGACUCCGGUUGCCUGACACGAGGGCCAACGUCCUCAUGUAACAACGGCGUGGCGUUCCACGGCUGGGAAAAACCUGGGUCGACCCGACGACGGGAGGCCCAGGGCCCGUUGGGCGAGGAGUGCAAAUCGCUUGGUCAAUGCAUAUCUUAACUCUUCAUCACACCACACCGAUGUGCAGUAGAGCUGGUUGAUAGCCAACUUUUUAUCGUCUUUAUUACAGAAGUCACAUUCUUUUGUUGGUUGGAACAGUUUUCGAACGCCUCAUCUGGCGAUUUUCGCGCAGACGAACGCAGGUUUUCGCCUCCACCUCGCAGCUGCAGCCAUAACCCCGCGUGGAGUCAGUUGCUCGGUUAAAGCUCUUUUAAUAUUGAUACGGUCUUAUUAAGACGAGCCAGAUGGGGAGAAAAGUGAAAAACAAGCUGUAAUGAGCCCAGUCAACCUGCUGUGUGACAACUUAGCCAAUAGAUGAUCAGACAGGGAGGACACGCGACACAGCUGUGUGACAGCUGGUUUGCCCACAGGACUCGCAGGAAGCGUUGACGAGUGCAGAGAGUCAACACGCGAAUAAUAAAAAACAUGCAAAUCUACACAAAGCUAGACUUUAGGUCUGAAGGUAGACACAAUUACCUUUCCUCUAUAUUACAGUGAUAUAAGAGAAAUAUAUAGCUUGCAGACUUUGCACAUUUUAGGCUUCAUAACAACCACCAAGCCAUUUGCAUCACCUUCCCAACUAAUGAUGAAAAAGGCCAUAUUGAGAAACUAUUUUCUGGUACUGUACCAAUAACUGUAUGCUAUGUUGAUUCUGAACCAUAACUUUAUUUUCUGAUGAUCUUAAUGUUGUCCCACAAGGUCCCCUUCCAUGUCAGGUAAUAAUGUCCACCCGAUAAGCUCUCCUUCUGCUUCAGCUUUGUGUUGGGUCCUUCCCGUGUCUAUGACGUUAACAAUGACAUGUGAGGCUGCUUCUUCAAAGUACUGAAUGGCCUUUUCUUAAUGUGCCUCUCCACAACUGAAGCGGUUUGCCUAUACUCAUAUGGUGUCCAAGGUUGAAAGUGAAUCCAUACAACAGUAACAGCAUUUCUGUGUACGUAUUUGAACAUUGUGACCAAUGCAGUAUUUUAUUACACGUGACUUAUUUUUUUCCUUUAAACCAAAUAUAUUUUGUUACAAAUCCUUAUUUAAAAAAACAACAAUGAAAAAACACUUAAAACAUUAUUUGUGCAAAGAGCUGCCAAGCUAAUUUAAAAGUUAAAUGCAUUUCUAUAAAGUAAUAAUGCAAAUAACCUCUUGGUGGGGUUAAGGGGUUAAAGGUCAUCCAUUAUAAAAAUGUCUCCCAACAGUUUUUGUUUUUUGUAGUUUGUAUCAAAAAAAACCUUAAAAUUUACAUUUGCAGUUACAAACUCAGAAACAAACACAAAACGCCAUGAUGAUGAUGAACUGAGCUUUGUUAUUUGUGACCAUUUUUGUAUUUUGCCAUAAUCUCACUUAUGUAAACAUGACCAACCUUGCAGUUAUACUGUACGUAGUUCUUGAAACACAGGAACCUCAGUGCACAUUUCUGAAUAUAACGCUAAUCAGAACCUGUUGCCACUUUCAAAGCAUUAAGAGAACUCAUAACAGUUUAGGUGCUUCUUUUGUGCCUGCCUGUUGUAUUUAGUGUUCUGCUCUUCUUUCUAUUUGUGUAUCCGUGACUGCAACGUAGAGGGAGUUUGCUAGACUGAUUAAGACUACUAAAGAACAAAACGACAAUAAACUCAACAUGCUUACAAAGUGUGCUUGUGCAUCUACGAGCCACAUACUGUAGUUUGUUAAAUCAGCUCAAAAUACAUAAAUUAAGUCUGACAGCUAUUUUUUAUUUAAAUCAUAAUAUUAAUAAAAUAAUCAUAUUUAUAGCCAAACAACACCCUAUAGAUCUCAUAUAGAUUAAAAGCAAAGGCUUUUGGUACAGUGUGUGUGUGUGUGUGUGUGUGUGUGUGUGUGUGUGUGUGUGUGUGUGUGUGUGUGUGUGUGAACAAAAGAAAGAGUACAAUAUGCAUGUUGUGCGUGAGUAUGAGUGUAAAUAUUAUGUAAAUAGCAAAGCUGGUAUUGGUGAAGUUCUGGAUCAAAUGUGUGUAUGAUCACUGAUCAACCCAUGCGUCACCUGCUUUUGCCAAGCGAUAAGUCCAUCUCUGUUGUACAUCUGUGUUUGUCCUUGGCUUUAGGUCCUCAGUCACCUGCUGUGUGUGUGUGUGUGUGUGUGUGUGUGUGUGUGUGUGUGUGUGUGUGUGUGUGUGUGUGUGUGUGUGUGUGUGUGUGUGUGUGUGUGUGUGUGUGUGUGUGUGUG